AUGAUCCGCCAUUCCCGCGAUGAUCUGCUGCCGUUUUUCCAAACAUCCACGGCGAGAUCCCACCGCUCGCCAGGAGGGGACAAUGAUGACCCCAUGCCUGCGCAGCUCCCGCGGGGAUGCAAGUGGGAUGCCCAGAAUCGGCUGAAAGAUCGCCAUGGGGCGCCGCCGGUGGCACAGGCGCAGGCGGGCGGAGCCAAUGUCAGGCUUAAUGCUUUUAAGAAGUCCAUUGAAAGCCACAAAGACAAGCGUUUCAACAACUACAGGGAGAGACGAAGCGAGUCGCAAAAGUUGAGCGAUGAACUUCGAUCCCAGGACAUUCCUGAAGAACAGCAGGAGGUCAUCAAGAAGAAUUAUGCGGCCCAGCAGGAUGCCUACUGGAGAGAUAGCCGAAAAGAGAUCACCAUCAGCGACUUCGAGCUGCUUAAGGUGAUCGGAACAGGGGCCUUUGGCAUCGUGAGACUUUGUCGCCACAAGGGGACAGGGCAGAUCCGAGCCAUGAAGCAAAUGAGCAAAAAGGAAAUGGUCUUCAAAAACCAGGUGCAGCAUGUGAAUGCCGAAAAGGAUGCUCUCAGUGUGGCCAAGGAUGACUGGGUCAUCGGCUUACACGCGACCUUCCAGGAUGACACGUACCUCUACAUGGUCAUGGAUUACCUUCCCGGGGGCGACCUGAUGACGCAUCUCAUGCGGAAGGACACCUUUAACGAGGAGGAAACGCGCUUCUACAUCGCUGAGCUGGUUGAGGCCAUUGACUACAUCCACACCAAUCUGCACUACAUCCAUCGGGACAUCAAGCCCGACAACAUCGUCUUUGACAUCGAUGGCCAUAUUCACUUGCUGGAUUUUGGCCUUUGCAAGUAUCAGCAGCCGGAGCCCGCUGCUGGAGGUGACACGGCCGUGACGCCCGAUCCUGUCAGCGGUCCAUCGAGCUUUCGCGCUCGACAUCCGCCCCGCGAGAAGAUGCAAUCCGUGGUGGGAACGCCUGACUAUAUGGGGCCGGAGGUCUAUCGGAAAGCUCCCUAUGGCAAGGAGUGCGACAUGUGGUCCGUAGGGAUCAUCAUGUUCGAGAUGCUGUUUGGCGGUCCGCCCUUCAGUGACGAACGUCAUGAUCCAUCCGUGACUUCUGCACGGGUGAUGCAUUGGCGCAGGUGGUUUAAGAUGCCUCCCGAUCCAAAUGUUGGGGAACAGGCUCGAGAUUUGCUGAAGGGGCUCAUUUGUGACCCCGAGGAUCGCCUGGCGGCGGAGCAAAUCCGGGUGCAUCCCUUCUUCCAGGGCUUGGAUUUCAAAACGCUCCGGCAGAUGUCGCCGCCCAUCAAGCCCGUGGUUAAAGGUCCCCUGGACACCUCCAACUUCGACGACUUCAGCGGCAUCGACGAGAGAUUCGCCAUCGCGAAGGAGAGACAUAAGGUGACCGGAGAUCGGACCUCCCUUGCUGCGUUCCAUGACUACAGCUACCGGCGAGACCUGGAGGCGAAGAAGCCCUCCAUCUCCGCAGCCUUGAACUCGGCCUGCGGGACAGCGGAGGCCGAAACUGUGAUGACAACUCCAGCGGCGCCGAUAGGAGUUAGCCAUCCCUAUGUGGCUCGAUCCUGUCAGAACCAUGGUGCUCAAAACAUGUAUGGUGUGGCCGGCUGGGCACCGCCCAGCUCCCGGCCGUAUGGCUACGGUGUGCCAGGGAUGAGUCCUCAGGCGUAUCUAGCAACGAAUGCCAGGCCUGUGAUGCCGGUUUCGACCGCCUUCAUGGGCACCUGUCCUGGACCCGGUAAGGCGAUGCCUGCACCUCAGAUGCCCGGCUGGCAAAGGUGA
Cladocopium goreaui is the source of this 1803-nucleotide messenger RNA. The record is from the annotation of a GenBank genome assembly. Lineage: Eukaryota; Dinophyceae; Suessiales; Symbiodiniaceae.